Rhizoctonia solani is the source of this 1527-nucleotide messenger RNA. Its product is annotated as G-protein alpha subunit. Gene Ontology annotation, cellular component: heterotrimeric G-protein complex. The transcript has 15 exons. The coding region runs from base 1 to 1527 and encodes 508 amino acids. Lineage: Eukaryota; Fungi; Basidiomycota; Agaricomycetes; Cantharellales; Ceratobasidiaceae. Gene Ontology annotation, biological process: adenylate cyclase-modulating G protein-coupled receptor signaling pathway. The record is from RefSeq and is a predicted model, not a curated record. Gene Ontology annotation, molecular function: G-protein beta/gamma-subunit complex binding; guanyl nucleotide binding; G protein-coupled receptor binding.
AUGGGACGAACGCAGUUGUCAUACCCACCCCUCCAUCACCCUACCAUGCCGAGUCGACGAACGACCCCAUCUCCGACCUUUUCAAGGCCACGUAUUCCCCUCAUUAACCUAUGGCCUACUCAGGCCUCACCUAGUGAAGAAUGCUCCGAGCCCGUUUGGGACAUGAGUGAUAAUGAAGCAAAGAAAAGGAGCGAUAUUAUUGAUCAAGCGCUGAAAACAGAGAAGGUUGCCAAGGCUGCAGCGCGGCGCAAACAACGCAAAGUAUUGGUAGUUGGUCAAAGCGAGUCCGGAAAGAGCACUCUGGUCAAACAGUUCAGACUCAAGCAAUCACCAGAAGCUUUUGCUAUUGAACGUGAAUCGUGGAAAAGUAUCAUUUAUUUGAACAUUGUUCGCUCAAUAUUGAAAGUCAUCGACACUGUUGCACCCAGUUUCAACAUCAGGAACCCAACUGACCUUGAUUCUCAAAGUUUUGCACGGCUACGGCUUCGGCUAAUGCCUUUGCGUAGCGUUGAGGAAUCAAUCAUUGAAUCUCUAUCGUCACCUAAGCAAAUUCCCCGAUCUCGGAAUCACAAGACAGCGUAUUCCAGCAUGUCGCCUCGCUCGAACGGACGUGGUAGCGAGAGGGGAUCGCCGAGGCCCGAGAUGGACACGGAAUAUGACGAUGUGUUUGUCCACCCGGAAUCUCCUUGGCAGCGGCUCCUUCAGAAGUGUAUGCGCACCACAAAUGCGAUCAGGACAAGUAGUUCGUUUGGCUCCGAGAACGACGGAGUGGCGGUCGGCACAGAUGACCCUGCCAUAACACUGGAAGCAUGCGCCGCCGAUAUGAAGCUUCUGUGGAGUAGCGCAGUUGUUCACCAGUGCCUUAAAGAGGUUGGAUUCUUCAUCGAAGACAUGUCCGGUUUCUUCCUCAAUGACAUCGAACGAAUCACUUCCCCUGGGUACAUCCCAACAGAUGACGAUAUUCUACGGAGUCGGGUGAAAACGAUCGCACCGACAGAAACAAUUCUUCCUAACCUUGAACAAGGGUUGGAGUGGAGGAUGUAUGACGUGGGUGGAGCACGGCGGCAGCGCGCUAAAUGGGCGCCUUUCUUCGAUGAUAUGGACUUGCUUAUUGUAAUCGUUCCAGUUUCAGCGUUCGACCAAUAUUUAGCUGAAGAUCAUUCGGUGAAUCGCCUCCAAGAUUCAUUCGAAAUGUGGAACGAGUUGUGUAAAGCAACUGCCUUACAUCACAUCCCGGUUCUAUUAUUCCUCAACAAAACCGAUAUCUUGGAAAAGAAAUUGCGCGCAGGAAUUAAGCUAUCCGAUUACUUGAUCAAUUACGGCGAUCGUCUGAAUGAGCCCGAAAAGGCACUACGAUACCUUACUAAAAGUUUUAUUGGCUUACGCAGGAAUUCGAAGGCACCCAAGAGUACACCAUGCUACAUCCACCGGACAUCUGUCGUGGAUCGAACAACAACCCAAACAGUCAUUGGACACGUCAGAGACCAGGUUGUGAUAGGACACAUGAAAGAGUCCUACUUUGUUUAA